Octopus bimaculoides (California two-spot octopus) is the source of this 3205-nucleotide messenger RNA. RefSeq lists its product as uncharacterized. NCBI's taxonomy places the organism in Eukaryota, Metazoa, Mollusca, Cephalopoda, Octopoda, Octopodidae. Gene Ontology annotation, biological process: G protein-coupled receptor signaling pathway; response to pheromone. The record is from RefSeq and is a predicted model, not a curated record.
AUGGGAACUGUAUUACAAGAGAGAGAACAGAAUGACUGCUGUAUUAAGAAACCUUAUGUUAUCCCUACCCGAAGCGGUGUCGGUGGUGUACCAGGUAGGACAAAGAUCACCAACAACGCUAUGACCACAGCAACCGCAGGCGCUACAAACAACAACAACAACAACAACAACACCUUCAUUCUUAUCCUUGCACCCUCUAUUACUAAUAUUCUUACGGUUGUUAAUAAUUGUGAUAUUGGGAGUCGGAUCAAAGCUUGUGAAGAAGAAGAAAAUAAAGGAAAGGAUGGUGGUAUUGGUGACCUGCGGAUAAAAACUUCUGUUGUUGGGGUGUUCGGUUCAGACCUUAACCAUCACCCUAGCUUGGUUCUCCCGCGAAGCAAUGCAUUAGGUAGGUUAAAAUUGAUAUUCCCAACCUCAUUCAACAUUACUAACAACAAUAUUGUCACCGCUAUCUCGACAACAACAACAACAACAACUAUAAAUGCUAGCUGUUCCCCCACGAAUAUUUUAUCGUGCUGGAUUAAGGCUUGUGAAAAGGGAGAAAGAAACCCGCAUGUUACGAGUUCGGACACCGAGGACCCUCGUUUAAAUUAUUAUCAAAAAUUGUUGAAUUGCCCAGUAUUUUGUGAGGAAUCGAUAUGUAGGGUGGUUCUGAUGGAGCUGCUCGUUUUAAACUCCCUUCAGUCUAGUUGUCCUGUUGUUACUGAUGCUACUGAUGAUGCUGUGUGUAAUAAUUUUGGUUAUCGUUGGUGUGUGAGAGAAAGGGGUUUACCGGGUCACAAUGAAAACCCUCUCUUGAAACUGAACUCUCAUCGAUCCUACGACAACGUCUCCAGGCCGAGUGACCACCGUUUAUUACUAGUAUUAUCUUACGACUGUGAAACUUGCCUAAUAGAGAAAGCCUGCGCCUGUUGUCAUCACUACCGACAACUUCAGCAUCAUCAGCGACCUCGUGGCCAGUACCAUCAUAGGAUUAGCAACAGUUCUUACAUCACUAACUGUAACAACUAUGUCUUUGACAGCAACAAAUAUGUCUAUGAUGGUGACAAGCGAAUCAUAAACAAUAAGAACAAUGAUUGCAACUUCGAUAUUAACAACGGCGAUGGUAAGAAUAAAAGAUGCAAAAACAAUAACAGGAGUAUUAACCAUUGCUACACUACAAACAAUGAGAAUUGCCUCACCGCCACGACCCUGAGUAACAACAAUCACAACAUUUGUACUGCCACAACCAUCAUCAACAACAACAACAGUAUUCAUGCUACUACAACCACUAAUGCCAUUAACUAUAACCACAAUGCCAUCCACACCAUCAACACCAGUACCACUAACAACAACAGCUAUACUACUAGCACCAACAGAAAUCGUAAACCUCAAUCACUGCUGUUCUCUUUAUAUCACCAGUUUGUUUCUGCAUUUUUCUUACACUCUGUCCUUUCUUCAUACAAUGUGAUAUUUGUAGCAUUUACAAUGUUUUCACUGGGGAUGCUGCCAACAACUAGCCAGGCCCUUCACCUGCAAGGUGUUUGGAAAAGUGACAACUUCUUUCUGUUUCUGGCAAAGUUUGGCUUUCAGAAGACAGACCUUAGAGACUUAGAACACACCCAAGGAAUCAUAUAUGGACAAGUGUUUUCUAACAGCAAAAAUCCCAUCUCAGCUGCUGACCAACACUCGUCCAAUCCAAAGCUGACAUUGGUACUGGUGGACAGUGAGUAUUUCAUGGAAUACUAUGGCAACCGGACUUCACAUGAUUUGAAUCGCUGUUCUCGAAUGUUUGACAAGAUUGAUACAAUAGCCUUUGAUUAUAAAUGUCGGCCUAAAGGGCUGGAGGACUUUCUUCGGAAGGUGCCUUGUUCUGAGAAUCAGAUGUGUGUUGAUGAGGAUGAUCCCAAAGAUGUCAUUGAUGGAUUUCAGUUUACAUACAGGAUCCGAGAUUUGGAAAGGCCAAGGUUUUGGUACCUGAGCUUGGCAGCGUGUCAUCGGAAUAAUGGUCAGAACAGCCAGAACAAGAGUGUGCAGUGCAAAUGGAUGCAGUCACCAAAAGGCAUUGAAAUAGCUUAUGACAUCUGGCUGGUGAAUGGACACCCGUCAAUGAAGCAUAUUAACCCUUUUGAGCACCAGUUUUCAUUUGAGCUUCAUGAUGUUGCUGAGAUCUAUCUGAUCGCACUGCUGUUGUACUGUAUCCUCUUUGGCACCUGGUUACGGGCCUACAACAAAUUAAUCAAGCACCCAGUUACGAAGCUGCUGACACUGACAAUCGUUCUUGAGAUGGUGGGGAUUCUGCUCAAUUGCAUUCAUGUCAUCAAGUUUGCCUUUGAUGGGGUCGGUGUGAAUUGGUUGUCAGUGGUAGGAAAUGGCAUUGAUGUGCUCUCCGAGUGUCUCUUCAUGCUGCUUGUACUUGUAAUCGCAAAAGGAUGGGCCAUCACAAAUAUGUAUCUUGAAGGUAAAUGGGUGAUAUUCUCUAUUUGGGGUCUCUACACAGUCCUCAAUGCUGUCUUGUUUGUGUGGAACCUGACUGAAAUCGACAUUAUUUCAAACACUGGUGAGUGGCAUACCGGCCCUGGCUAUCUGACCCUUGUCUUUCGUCUCACUAUUAUGCUCUGGUUCCUCUAUGAGCUACGUUGGACAUUCCUAAAUGACCCACAGUCAAAGCGUUUGCUGUUCUUCCAACACUUUGGCGCUGGUAUUCUUGUCUGGUUCGUCUACUUACCUGUUCUUGUCAUGGUCAGCUUACAAAUAUCAGCACUGUGGCGCUACAAGACUAUUCUCAGCAUCUCAUUUGCUGCUAAUUUCCUCUCUGCUGUCUGCAUUGUCCAUCUUCUCUGGCCAUCACAUUCUGUUCUCUAUCUGAUCAAACAGGACGAAUUGAUUGGAGACUAUGAAAUGGAAGUGACUGGCUUCCUGGAAGAGCCAGAGAAUUCUUUAGUACAAGAGGAAAUCCUUGACGAGGAACCAUUUGAGAAACAUUCUAAAAAACAAGAUAGUUCUUCAUUAUUGAAAACUCUGUCAAAAAACAAUGGACAAGCUCCAUCAGAGGAUAAGGAACUUCUACUUGAUUGACAUUGUUCUCUUUGGUUUUUUUCCUUAUUUUUCUUUCUCCAACCCAACAUAAUUUAUUUAUGAUGAAAAUUCUUGUGUUUUGUUUACCUCAUUAACAAGUGGUAAUUAUGUAUUAUUAUUAAAUUUCCAAACCUUUGUUUCCAUCAAA